This is a messenger RNA of Striga hermonthica, 711 nucleotides long. Lineage: Eukaryota; Viridiplantae; Streptophyta; Magnoliopsida; Lamiales; Orobanchaceae. The record is from the annotation of a GenBank genome assembly.
AUGGGUGAUUACCCAAUGGGUUUCCGGUUCUCCCCCACCGACGAGGAGUGCAUCAGAUAUCUCCUGGGGUUCGUCACGGGGAAUCCCCUGCCCUCCCACGACCACAUAUCCACCGCCGACCUUUACGGCGACUCCGAGCCGUGGGACCUUUUCGGAGAUUCCGCCGCCGCCGCCGGGUGUCGGUACUUCUUCACGAGGCUGAAGCGGGUCGGCGGCGGGGCGACGUCGGCGGGCAGGCGGUUCUCGAGGAACGUCGGGCAGGGGACUUGGUCCAACAAGGGCCAGAAAUCGGACGUUUUCUGCGGGAAGGGCGGGUUGAUCGGGCACACGAGAAGCUUCCGGUACGAACCAAGGAAGUCGCCGGCGAAGGGUCCGGCGAGGGGCCGGUGGGCGUUGAAGGAGUACGCGCUGGCGGAGGAUCCGGUGAUGGAGGGCCGUGUGGUGAUGGCGGACUACGUGCUCUGCCUCCUCAAGAAGAAGAAGAAGAACUUUGAUGACGUGGAUGAUGACGGGGACGAUGAGGGGACUUCGGGCGGGUUUCUGCCCGACUCGCGGGUCGGAGGGGAUUCAGGCAAGCGGACGGGCAGUCAGGCAGUGGAAGGAGAGAGGAACGAGGAAAUUGGGCAGUCCGGACUAAUGACGAAUCGGGAGGUUACGAUCGCUGACCGGUCGCACGAAAACGGGCACUACUGCCCGUCGAGGGUGCAUUGA